This is a messenger RNA of Anguilla rostrata (American eel), 1799 nucleotides long. RefSeq names its product dicarboxylate carrier SLC25A8-like. Gene Ontology annotation, biological process: response to cold; mitochondrial transmembrane transport; adaptive thermogenesis. NCBI's taxonomy places the organism in Eukaryota, Metazoa, Chordata, Actinopteri, Anguilliformes, Anguillidae. The record is from RefSeq and is a predicted model, not a curated record. Gene Ontology annotation, molecular function: oxidative phosphorylation uncoupler activity. The coding region runs from base 497 to 1426 and encodes 309 amino acids. The transcript is spliced from 7 exons.
GUACACUUGGCACGUCAGAGGACAAGGUGUAUAAAUUGAGAGGGUUUCUUCACACAGCAAGAAACGCAGAAAUUGCUCAGUGGAAUAAGCUUCCGGAUCCUUUUUCAACCGUAUUUUGAAUCCGAAACAUUGGAUGACAUUAAAUUCAAUCAGGCAGGAAGUGGUAUGUUGCUUUCGCGCUGUACCUUAAUCAGUUUUAUGGCCAAAAACGGUAUAGUUGGCCAGCACUCUGAACGGAGAAACUUCCCACUGCCUGAAACCUGAGACUGGACCAGCUCUGACCUGUUUGGUAACCGAAAACUCCAAAGGAUUCAUUAAAGGAAGAUCAGUAUAAAGACUUACUUUUCUCCGGUCAUGCACAACAUGCAGAAACCCUAGACUGCUUUUUACGCCCUGCUCAAACACAAGUGGACCAUAGCUGAGCGUUCAGUUCACAUUGAAAAGAGCCGGUGCGACAGCUUUUUUGUUUUUGGAUUUUCUACACAGCGGUUUAGUCAUGGUUGGAAUGAGACCCACAGACCUGGCCCCCACGGCAACCGUCAAGUUCUUUGGGGCAGGGACGGCAGGCUGCAUCGCCGAUUUGGUCACCUUCCCGUUAGACACGGCCAAAGUCAGGCUUCAGAUUCAGGGGGAGGCCCAGCCAGCAGAGGGGGCCAAAGGGACGAGGUACAGGGGCGUGUUUGGCACCAUCAACACCAUGGUGAGGAUGGAGGGCCCGAGGAGCCUGUACAGCGGGCUGGUGGCCGGGCUGCAGAGGCAGAUGAGCUUCGCCUCGGUCCGCAUCGGCCUCUACGACUCCAUGAAGCAGUUCUACACGAGAGGAUCGGAGAGCGCUGGCAUCGUCAGUCGGCUGAUGGCGGGCUGCACCACGGGGGCGAUGGCGGUGGCCUUCGCCCAGCCCACCGACGUGGUGAAGGUGCGCUUCCAGGCCCAGGUGCGCCCGGCCGACGGGAUGAAGCGCUACAGCGGCACCAUGGACGCCUACAGGACCAUCGCGCGGGACGAGGGGGUCAGGGGCCUCUGGAAAGGUUGCCUGCCAAACAUAACGCGCAAUGCCAUUGUGAACUGUGCAGAACUGGUCACCUAUGACAUCAUCAAAGAGCUCAUCUUAAAGUACGACCUCAUGACAGACAGCCUGCCGUGCCACUUCACCGCCGCGUUCGGCGCGGGCUUCUGCACCACCAUCGUGGCGUCGCCGGUGGACGUGGUGAAGACGCGCUUCAUGAACUCGCCCCCCGGGCAGUACGGCAGCGCCGUGCGCUGCGCCGCCACCAUGCUGAAGACGGAGGGCCCCACGGCGUUCUACAAGGGGUUCAUGCCGUCUUUCCUGCGCCUGGGCUCGUGGAACAUCGUGAUGUUCGUCUCUUACGAGCAGAUCAAGAGAGCCGUGAUGAGGACACAGCAGUCCUGGGAAUCCCCAAAUUGAGCUCCUAAACCCCCCCCCUUUUGGGCACUGGGAUGUCCGUGGACGUUAAUUUGAGGGCGGGGUUUGAGCCCCUUGCGGACGCUCGUACCUGUGUUGCAUGUGCGCUGUCUUGCUCCGCCAGCCAGUGAGAUGUCACAGCACUGGACAACAUGUUAGCCUAGCGCACAGGGCUGCUGGCCCAAUAUUCCAUCUCCGUGACGACGAAACGGAGAGACCACAGGUGCGUCUGUGGCAGAGAAGAGCCGGACUGCAAACUGGACUUCCUGCCGUCAGACAGAGCAUUCUAACUGAGAGCUGAGGAACCUUUCUAACCCACUCAGGGUCAAAUCUCAUUUGAGGACUUUAUAAGCUUGCUUUUUUUUUGUUGGGUUUA